AACCCCGUGUUAUGGUUGUGUGUCAGUUUCGCUGGCAGCCGCGGUCGAUGCCGGUGAGGAGGGGGAUGGGCGCCACUGCAAAUGUUGAGGACCUGAGCUAGAAUCACAGCCUUGUAACACUCAGAGCUGUACCUACCCCAAAUAAAUAUCGACUAUAAUUAUUGUAAAACAACAUUAUAAAUGGAUGCAACCACCGGGGAUUCAAAAUAACACUUGAAGGAAGUGCUAUGACCCAAACAGAAAAGGGUAUGAAACUUUCACCCACUGCGUGAGGGACAUUGAGAAGUUUGGAAGGUUCCCCGGGAGAGGGAGCUGCCUCUCGGCUUACAGCUCGCAGGAAAAGCCGAGGUCACAAGAAGAGGCCUCGUAGGUCUGUUUCGGUUUGAUGUGGGGAUAUUUAAAUACAGCCAGUAAGCCCAAUAGGAUAUUUUACCUGAACUGAGCUGGAAUGAAGGGCUGGGUCUCCUGAUGUGUGUCAGGUGCUGUGAGUGGCAUUGCAGCACCCCACCUCAGGAGUGGACUGUCUCUGCCAUCCGGAUUUCGUGACUCCCUCUUCCCUCCCCCCUCCUCUCCUUUCCCCCUGUCCCUCCAUCCCUAUUCCCCCUCCCUUCCCCCUUUCCCCCCCUCCCUUGCGGCGCUGUGCUUGAAGUCAUGAGCAUAGCAAUCGCACUGGGAGUCACCACACCUGAGACACCUUACACAGACAUGGCCGCCGGAUCAGAUCCUGAGUCAGUGGAAGCGAGCCCUGCAGUGAAUGAGAAGACAUACUCAAACCACAGCUGUGGGAGCGCACAGAAUCAUGGAUACCGGGGCCUGCCCUACGCUAUGCAACAGUCUUCCAUUGUGUGUUGUCAGGAUCAUAACUAUGGAGCGCCACCCCCUCCUACCCCUCCUGCCUCCCCACUCUCCCAGACCAUCAUUCCCCGCCUGGAGCUCAAUGGCGCCCUCAGCCGUCCCCGAUCCCGUUUCCACACCAAUGACCCUGACAACUCGGCUGACAGCGACAGCUCGUCAGAGGAGGAGGGCGCCGUGCCAUCAGGCUGGUGCCAGUGCCAGUGCCGCCUGACGUCAGACCGCUACCUCAUAAAAUGCGAGAGCUGCAGGGGUCUGGACAGGAGGAAAGGGCUGGAUGGGCAGUAUCGGAAACCAGACAAUGUGUCGGUAGGAGAGAGCAGUGCUACAGAAAGUGGAGAUGAGGAGGUCUCAGCUGCCACAGUGUCAUACACAGCCACUCAGCACACACCCACCAGCAUCACCCUCACUGUUAACAGAGUCAAACGCAGCAAAGCCAAGAAGAGGAAGAAGAGCACGGAGAAAACACGAGCCGCCCCUAAAGCUAAGAAAGUAAAGUCUUUUAGAGAAGGUUCCAGAAAAUCCUUAAGGAUGAAGAACUCCACCAGUGAAGCGAGUGUGUUGGAUGAGAACACGGCUGAAGGCUGGGAGACGCGUAUCCGCCAGUGGACAGAUCAGUAUGAGGAGGCUCAGGCCAAUCAGUACAGUGCUGAUGUUCAAACACUUCUCCAGCUCCAUCACUCUGCCACCAAGAGCUCUCCGAACCCAGCAGCCCUCGCUAUGGACACCAUCAACCGCACAGAGUUGGCCUGUAACAACACCGUCUUGAGCUCUCAGAUGCAGUUACAGCUGGGCCGUGUAACACGAGUGCAGAAACACAGGAAAAUCCUGCGAGCAGCACGGGACUUGGAGCCUGAUACACUCAUCAUUGAGUACAGAGGCAAAGUCAUGCUUAAACAACAGUUUGAGGUCAAUGGGCACUUCUUCAAAAAGCCCUACCCAUUUGUCCUGUUCUACUCUAAAUUUAAUGAGGUGGAAAUGUGUGUAGAUGCACGGACAUUUGGCAAUGAUGCUCGCUUCAUCAGGAGAUCCUGUACACCCAAUGCUGAGGUGCGGCAUAUGAUUGCAGAGGGGAUGAUUCACCUGUGUAUUUACGCUGUUACUCAAAUCUCCAAAGAUACCGAGGUCACAAUUGGCUUUGAUUACGAAUUUAACAGCUGUAACUACAAGGUGGACUGUGCAUGUCAUAAAGGCAAUCAGAACUGUCCCGUGCAGAAGCAUAACCAGAACCCAUCUGAGGCGCUUCUGCCCCCACCGCAGAACCCACUACCUACUCUGCCCGGGGCAGAGACUCGCCGAAGGCGGGCACGGCGAAAAGAGUUAGAGGGAAGUGGACUGAUUGGGAGUGUGUCUGAUGAUAGUAAUCAGUUACUGGACGAACAUGGGGAGCAUGGAACUAGUGAAGCAGAGGAGGGUCUGAUAGAUGGUGUAAAGCAGGAGGAGGGCCAAGAGGAGGUGGAUGAAACUGGAGCACCCAUAACUAAUAGACGGUCUCGAGAGGACCGGAAAGCCGAGGCCAUCAUGCACGUGUUUGAGAAUUUGGAAAGGAGGAGGAAGCGGGUUUCUCAGGGUACAGAACGUGCCGGGCUUGACGACCUCAAACAGGAAGGGGUGGGGCCUGAUGAAGGUGGGGCCUCCUCUCCCACAGGGGCUAACCCAGGUCAAAAUGCAGGGUUGAUGGGAGGAGUUAGCACACGCCGUACAUCUUUUGCCACAGACCCAGUGACAUCAGUUGAGUCAGAAAAGCCUUCCUCUGCGAACCUUGUAGCUCCCAAACCUCCCCCAGCACGUCCCAAGCAGCGGCCCAAGAGUCGCAUCUCUCGUAAUCGGGCGAGCUCUGCCCAGCGGGCACGUCGCCAGAGGCAGGCUCUUCUAGCACAGCAGGCAGCCGAGGCAGGAGCAGCAGGUGGAGAAGAGGGAGGUACUGUGGCUGGCACAGGCGAGCUGGGUCUCGGGGAUGGAGCUCUGGGAACUGGACAACCUCAGGAUGGAGAGAGCUAUGGAGUCUCAUCUACAGCGCUAGGCAGCAAGACAGGCGUGAGAUGUCCCAAAACAAAAAAGUACCUGGUGACAGAGUGGCUGAAUGACAAGGCCCCAGACCGUGUAGAGGAGCCAAUAGAGCGGCCCCUGCGCAUCACCACAGACCCUACUGUGCUGGCUACAACACUCAACAUGCUGCCAGGCCUCUCGCACUCACCCCUCAUCUGUACCACCCCCAAACACUACAUCCGCUUCGGCUCUCCAUUCAACCCUGAGAGACGUCGCCGGCCCCUUGUCGUUGAUCCCGCCUAUGGCUCCUGCAAGAAAAGGUGGAUAAAGCAGGCGCAGGAUGAGAGCAUGUCCUCUCUUUCCAUGGAGGACGGAACUGAGUCCAACUCUUCACACCAAAGUAACAGCAGCAGCACGGCCUCCAGAUCUGAGUUAGUGGCACCCUUUAAAAAGAGGAAGUCAAAGUAUGCACCAGAAACGGUCGCACCACCUUCUGAACUUCUGCUUCGACCUUUGUCCCCCAUCACACCUCCACUGCCGUCUGAGCCCUCUGAGAGCUUGCUACACCCUCUUCUCUCUUCCUGCUCGCUGUAUUUAGGAGCUGAGGAGAGGCAGAAUGGUGCUGUGCCAGCAUACUCACCACUCCCAUCUCUUCCUGCCAGCCGGUGCAACACACCUCUGCAGUUUGAGAACAUCUCAUCUCCUGAGGCAUCUCCUGUACACAGGCCAGAGUCUCUUUCUCCAGAGCCCUGUUUGCGACCAGAUUUUGAUACACCGCGGAUCACCACCUUCCCUGAACUUUCUGUGACAUCUGGUCUUGGCAGUCCAGCGCCUCCAUCUGACGAUUUUCCUCUGACUGGACCAGAGUCUCUGACUGGUUCUGGAGAUGGUGUGUGUCAUACACCAGCGCCUGUAUCUAAUGCCAGUGACGCUUCAUUGGGCUCACGCACAAAUGAGGCUCAGGUUCGAGAGCAGGUCUUUAGGACCGAGUUCAACCUCAUCUACACCUGCUCUCCCCUCAAUGCCAAUCUGACCACUGGUCCUGUGACUGACCGAAGGCAUUCGCAAUCAGAAGGCAGCUUCUCUCCUGCUGAAUCCUACUUCAGCUCUGUGAGUGGCCAAGGCGUAAUGACUGAGCCAGGGUCUGAUUCUUUUUCGCCCUACCCUGAGCCUCAGUUUGGGAGUGGCACGCCUCCUCAUACCAGCAAUCCACCACAGAAGAAGAAGAGGGCCAUGGGAACUGGCGUUAGUCAGCUGCCAGGCUUGCCUAGUUACCAGGCACUAGCUGUAAGGCGUGAAUUCAAGCCAGGGCAGAAUAUGGUAUCUUUGCUGGAAUAUCGGAAAAGAAAGCAGGGAACGCGGGACCCUGAGCCAGUAGGCUCUGCUGGUGGCACCAUUGGUACCCCCGUGCGCACUGGCUCUCUGUGCCAAACUUCUGAAUCCCCUGGUGGGCCGCGCUCACUGCUGCAGCCGCCCGCCUCCCCACACAGCUCCUUCUCCUCUCCAGCCCAUCAGCCAUUCCCACAGAUAGAGGAGGUCAGUCCUCCUGAUCUCAGCACCACCAUGGGGAAUCACUCACAGACAUCCAGCCACUGGAUGGUGCCAACAUUAGUGGAGAGGUUAAGGGAAGGGCAGGGAGUUUUAGAGCGUGUUCUGAGGGGCAAUAUGAAGAUGGAGCGGAUCCUUAAAAGGUCGGAAGGUGGAGCUAGUGAGCAUGGUAGUAACCGAGACAAAGAUAUAGAUGGACUGGAAGAGGAUAGAUAUGCUCUCCAGAGCUCAUCUUUGACUUCCCCCAUGAUGAGUCCUCAGAGGUACAGCCCAACUGUUCACCCGCACCAGGUGCAGCCUCAUUUGGCAGAACCCGAUCUACAUCUGGAAAGCUCCACCUACCACCAGCAGAGUAGCUCCUCUCCUUUUCAUCCCUCCUUCAGCUCCUCUCCUUCACCCUCCUCUUCAUCAGUGGUUCAGGGCUACCAUCCUUCUCGACUGGGGACACCUGCUUCUCUAGCCCAGGAUGUGCUCUCCUCUUCAGCCCCUCCUUCAGUGGACUCCAGGCACACAGGGCGCACUCUACACCAUCAUAGUAGAGCAGGAGGGAUGGACCUGUCGCACCUCUACUCAGACAGCCAUCAUAAAGCCAGCCUGUUAAACAGCAGCACUCUUUCAGGGUCUAUGAGUGUGUCCUCCAGAGGCCAGGGCCACUCGGACAGCUGCACUGCCAUUAGCAGCCAGGCCUCCCACGCGUCCAGUCUAGCCCAGUCACCCACAGUGCGAAACCUAAAAGCAGGCAGCCCCAAUCCCUCAGUGCUGCAGGCCAGCUCCAGGCUUCUCUCAGCCAGCGGAACACAGCACUACCCACAGCGGCAUUUACAGCAGCCCCCUAUGCAGGGUUCAGGUGUACGGACACAUUCUGGGACCUACUAGGACUCUUUGCGUGUUUGUAUUUGAGAGCAUGUAUGAAUGUGAGAGUGAGUGUGUAUAUGUGUGCUUGUCACCCUCCUCAACUAAACCUGUGGAUAAGUUCUGGGUUAGAGGAGGGGACUUGAUGUACAGACGUCAGAGUAUGGACUCAGCCUCUUGUAAUGAUCACCUCUUACGUUCUUUAUCUUUAUUGUUUUCCUUUUUUUCUUUUUUUAUCAUUGUCACCAAAAAAUCCUGCAUUUCUGCAUUCUAUAAGUAGUCUGGCGUGGAUUUCAUUAUAAUCGUGCAGUCAGUGAAAAUAAAAAUAUAACCAGUUGGCAGGGGAAAAAGCAAGCGCUAAAUCAUGUGUAAUUUUAAAUUUACCCACAUGCUUUGAAAAUACGUUCACACUUAAUUUACUUAGGUAGGUGAUGAAUUGAAUCAGGCACCUAUGCUGAAAUAAAUCAGUGCUGAUAAUCAGCAACCUGGUUGGAAUUGUUAGAUCAGUGAGAGCAUUUGGUGCUUUUCAAUUUGCUCACUCAUUAAAUUCAGGUCAGUCUGCUAGACCAUUCACUGACAGCUGAAUUUUCUUCAGGCAAAGUGUUUGUUAGAUUCAUUCACAUGGGUAUGUAGGUAAAAUUCAUUUACUUAGUCUCGCUUCCUCUUAAUCAUUCCAUUCAGUCUGUCAACUGUCACUAGGUUUCCAGGAUCAUUUCUUGGCAUCCAUUUUUUUUUCUUUUUUUUUCUUUUUUUUUCCUUUUUUUUUUUUAAAUAUAGACUCAUUCUGUAAUACUUGACAAACACAGAUCUUAUGGUGCUGCAGUUAGAUCAGUCUUUGUUUGAACUGACUUUAGGGUUGUUUGAAACCCAGUAUCAUCAUGUCCAUUAAUAGUCUGUUCUAAUGUAUAGAUGUCAUAUGGGACUGGUUUUAUUUUCAUUUUUAAAACUGGGUUCUAGUAAAUGUUGCUUUGGUGACUAGAAAUGCACGGGACUAUUUUGAAAAGUAAGCUGCAGAAAUAUUGUUUUUACUCCGUUAUAGGAUUUAUUCCCCUCACAGUUGUUGAAUCCUGCAGGAUUUUUUAUUGUCAUAUCAUUGAGAAUUUAUUUUUCUCUCCCUUUGACCAAUCCUUGCAUUCCAUACACCACUCAAGGAAGGAGAAGGGGAGGUGUGGCUGGAUGGUUUGAUUAGGACAAAAAAGACAAAUAUAAAAAAGUGGAAAAGAUAGCUGCUGGGGUCUCGUACUAAGUAUUUUUCAUGCAAAGUGCUGCUUUCAGACAUGUCUGGGUGUGUUUUUUUUUUUUUAUUAUUAUUUUAAAUACAGAAUGCUGUACUUUUGUCUGUCUGAUAUUCAUCAAAAAAACGGUGAGGUCCCCUAGUUGUGCCAUGAUGACAAACAGAGUGGAACAGAAUGUCAAAUCAAAUGCAAUGGAUACCACUGUUGAAUCUUGGGAACUGUAGUUUUUGUCUUGUUGGUCUGUUGGGUGGACUCGAGAUGGACUAAAUCUACAGUGACCCAGAAAUCAACUGAAACAAGUUUUUUUUUUUUUUGUUGUUGUUGUUUGUUUUCCUCCCUCAAUUGAAGGACCUUGCAGGAGAUGGGGAAAUUAACAGGUUCAUUUGAUCAGAUUUUGAGAUACAUUUUGACCUUUGUUCCUCCUCCCCGUUUAGGAAACGACUCAAGGGUACUCACUGAUUAACAUGAAUGUUUGUCUUUUCACAGAAGACUUCAAAAGAAAAAGAUUUUAUGACCAGAAAUUUACCAGCACCUUAAUUACAAAGGAAAAAAAUGUUAACAAGCAAGAAAACAUUUAUGUAUGAUCAUGUGUACUUGCAUAAAAUGUGUUAUAUACUGUUCCAAGAAAAUAUAGUACACUAAAUUUGCCGCAUGAUAUUUUUUCUUUUGGGUUGGAUUAACAGCUGAAAAACUGGACAUGUUUCAAAAGUUUUAUUUUUUACACAAAUCAAAGUUUGGACCCCUCCCACUCCUUUAAAAGUCAAUAAGCAGAAGAUAUGUAAUGUCUUUUGAUAAUAAAAUAGUCAUGACAGUGUA
Molecule: messenger RNA, 7292 nt
Organism: Pangasianodon hypophthalmus (striped catfish)
Lineage: Eukaryota; Metazoa; Chordata; Actinopteri; Siluriformes; Pangasiidae
Gene: setd5
Product: SET domain containing 5
Exons: 25
Coding region: 652-5265 (1537 amino acids)
Molecular function (GO): protein binding
Source: RefSeq, a predicted model, not a curated record